Trametes versicolor FP-101664 SS1 is the source of this 1416-nucleotide messenger RNA. RefSeq names its product DUF125-domain-containing protein. Gene Ontology annotation, molecular function: manganese ion transmembrane transporter activity; iron ion transmembrane transporter activity. Gene Ontology annotation, cellular component: fungal-type vacuole membrane. The transcript has 2 exons. Lineage: Eukaryota; Fungi; Basidiomycota; Agaricomycetes; Polyporales; Polyporaceae. Gene Ontology annotation, biological process: intracellular manganese ion homeostasis. The record is from RefSeq and is a predicted model, not a curated record. Bases 17 to 1030 code for a protein of 337 amino acids.
CCCCUCAUCUUCACCCAUGUCCGGCCAGUCCCCAGUCGCGCCCGCCGUCCCCUUGCCUCACCGCAGAGGAUCCACCACCCUCGCGAACAGCAAGCCACCCGUCUGGUCGAUCAACAAAUCCGUCGGCCCGCAACCCGCCCCGCUCCCCGCGAAAUGCGACCGCCAUGAAACAGUGCGCUCAGGCGUGUGCUGCAAAGAGCUCAAGGGCGACGAUGAACGCACCUUGAUUGACCCCGACGUGGUCCGCGACGUUGUGAUUGGCCUAUCCGACGGCCUGACAGUGCCCUUCGCGCUCACGGCGGGCCUCUCCUCCCUCGGCGAGUCCAAGCUAGUCAUCCUCGGUGGCAUCGCGGAGCUCAUCGCCGGUGCCAUCUCUAUGGGCAUCGGCGGCUUCCUCGCAACACAAGCCGAACGCGACCACUACCGCUACCUCCGCAAAUGCACAUCCGCGCGCGUCCUGCGUUCAUGCGACGGCGAGAUGGAACGCGAAGUACACGCCGUCCUUGGCCCCGUGGGCGUCGACGAGAAGGUCUCGCGGCAGGUCGCAUCCUGUCUGCGGGACGUCGAGUUUAGCUCUGGUCCGUCCGACGAGGGCGAGUCGAGCAGCGGACACCGAUCAAAUCGCGCAAGCACAGCGAGCGACGCGACGCUCGCUGCGGAAGAAGGCGGCGAGCUCCGAUGGUCGCGAGACGUCGGCCUCACCGCGUUCCUGCUCAAGUUCGGCGAGGGCCUCGAAGACGUAUCCACCGCGCGAAUGUACGCCUCGGCAUUCACCAUCGGCAUGGGCUACCUCCUCGGCGGCCUCAUCCCCCUCCUCCCCUACUUCUUCGAGCCCAUCGCGCACAUCGCACUCAUCUACUCCUGCAUCCUCACCGGCAUCGUCCUCCUCAUCUUCGGCGCGGUGAAGGCGCGCGUCACUGGGGCCGGUGCGGGCGCGGGCGGGUACGUCUGGGGCGCGGUCAGCACACUCCUGGUUGGGGGCGCAGCCGCGGGCGCUGCGUACGGGAUCGUCGCCGCGUUGGAGGGAUAGCCGCACAUUAGGGAGCGGUUCGGACGUUGGUCUUGGGGAUACACGUGUACGUUACAGGAAGAUUAUUGUAGUGUUUGUGCUUGUUUCACCCGAGCUAGUUCUUCUUUCUCACUAGACAUACUUCACGUCUCGGCUGUAGGAUCCGUUCGCUAGGCCUUCACGGUUCUCCUUUUUUUUCCCGUUUUUAACGUAAGUUGAGAAACGGGAGAGAAAGGGAUCGUGAGAAGCAAGGGCUCCCUCUUCAGUGUCGCUACAGCGGAGGAAAAAAUCCGUCGAGGACUGAUAGCUGUGGGGAUUGGUCUUGGAUAUGUGUCUCAUCUAUGUGUAGUGUCGCUCGCGGAUCCACAGCUUAUAGCAUGACCCUGGCAAGGACCUUUCAUUCUCAG